CCACGGUAUCGUUGCGACUUGCACUCCUACACACCAUCCUCUUCCGAGUCUGCCAGUGAGCAGCGGCGACGAAGAACAUAGGGACCUGGAGUGGACCUGUAUCCUUGCUUUUCUCUCCUUCGCCGUCCCCUCCUAGAGCUCCUCAUCGUCCUCUGACACCCCCGGUCCUACUGACGGAAGCCAGAACAUCAUUACCCCUUCACUCUCAGCGCAAGGACAGUCGCUCCAACAUUGCUACCGGUCAGGCUCCAAUUUUGUCGCAUCGCUCACAAGCACUAGCGCUCGUGAGAUCUUAUCACUUCCUCCACUCUCACCAAAGCCGGGGCCGGGUAGACUCGUGGAGUUCCCUUUAGCUCGCCUAGGAUGUCUGCCUCUGGCUCGGGGGCAGGCGGUGGGCUCAGGAGACCAGGACCGCUCAGGGGGAAGCUGAAAGCGCCAAAGAGGAUUGGCCAUGACCUCGGUCCAGAGGAAAUGUGGAAUCGCCUGGCUCAUGCCAUUGGAGAGGUUCAGAAUCACAAGGCGUCGACUCUGAGCUAUGAAGAGCAUUACCGGUAUGCCUACAAUCUGGUCUUGUCGCAUCAAGGUAAUAUGCUGUAUGAAGGAGUCAAACGCAAAAUCGAAGAGCACCUCGUCAGACAAUGCAGUGACCAUCUCGUACCCGCCUUUCCGCCGGGAGGGCUCUCGAAUCUGCCACCGGAGAUUGUCCUUCCACAGUCGGAUCACAAGCCCCAGCAAAACGGCAUCUCAGCAGCAGCGUCCUCGAGCAAAGACAAAGGCAAGGCGCCAGCCAGCAGCGGGUCAGCAUCCAUUGAUGAGAGUAGCAUGACCGGCCUUGAAGGCGGCUCGAACGGUGUGGCCGGAGUAGGAGACACAACAGAUGCUGCCGUGCGGAACCAAUACACAGAGAGGCUGCUCAAAGCCAUGAAGCAGGUCUGGGACGCCCACUGUGCUUCGAUGUCUUCUCUAAGAGCAGUGCUGACAUACGUAGAUCGAGUCUACGUUGCUCAACAGGCUGUCUUGUCUAUCUGGGACCUCGGACUUGAGCUCUUCCGAGAUACAGUUAUUCAGUCGCAAAAGUUUCCGAUCUCAAACCAUCUCUAUGCCGCUCUACUCACGCAGAUUCAGCUUGAGAGAAAGGGGCAGGUCAUCAACAGAUCAGUGGUCAAGGCAAACAUUGAUAUGCUCGUCUCCCUCACUCAUGCUCAGCCAGGCAGGGCGAGCACAUCUCUAGCUUCAAGACCAACUGUGUACAAGCACACGUUCGAGCCCGCAUUUCUGCGCACCUCGUCCCUGUUCUAUAAGCUAGAGGCACAGCGAAUGCUCGAGACGACUGAUGCCAAGGCCUACCUUCGGCACGUCGAGCGACGCUUUAUCGAGGAGGAAGGACGAGUUGCAGUCUUCCUGGCUCCGACCACUGAUGCGCCUCUUCGAUCUCGCAUGGAGAGCUUCCUUCUCGAAGCUCAUCUGCAGACGAUUGUGAAUAUGCCUGGUAGCGGUAUGCACUCGAUGCUGGAAGAAGGACUGACAGAAGACCUCAGGAGGCUUUACAAGCUCUUCUGGAGGGUACAACCAAACGGUCCUCUGGAGCUCAAGGCUGGACUGAAAUCUUUCAUCGCCAAGAGUGGAAAAGCGAUCAACGAGGGAGUCGGAGCAGGUACUAAUGGUGCCGGCGCUGCCGAGAACGGCGAUGGUGAGGAAGGCAAUGAGCAAGGGAAGCCAGGCGCGCAGUCUGUAACUGCUGCAACGCCCGCUGCUGCCUCCGCUCUUAAGUGGGUUGAAGACGUAUUGGCUUUCAAGGGCAAAUUCGACGAGAUCCUCGCCGUCUCCUUCGAUGAUGACAAGAGCAUAGAGACUGUCCUCAACGAAGCCUUCGAGUCGUUCAUCAACGUCAACCAACGCGCAGCCGAGUUCAUCUCGCUCUUCAUCGACGAGAAUCUCAAGAAGGGUCUGAAGGGCAAGACGGAAGAAGAGGUGGAAGAGGUACUGAACCGAACCAUUGUCGUGUUCCGCUUCCUCCACGAGAAGGACCUCUUUGAGCGUCACUACAAGGGCCAUCUGGCGAAGCGCUUGCUGCAUGGCCGGAGCGUCUCGGAUGACGCAGAAAGGGGCAUGAUGGCAAAGUUGAAGAUCGAGUGUGGACAUGGCUAUGUGCAGAAGCUGCAAGGAAUGCUCAACGAUGUCAAGGUGUCGGAAGAGACUGGAGCUGCUUUUACCGAGUACAUCAAGAAGGCGUCGAGGCCUAUGCCGUUCGAUCUGUCAGUGUCGGUACUGACGUCUACCUACUGGCCCAUUGCGGCUGUACAGCAAGCGUGCAUCAUGCCCCCCUCGAUGGUCUCUGCACGUCAAGCCUUUGAGAAAUUCUACCAGUCUCGCCACUCUGGCCGUUUGCUGAGCUGGCAUCCCAACCUAGGCUCGGCAGAUGUGCGAGUAGCCUUCAAGAAGCGCAAGCACGAGCUGAACGUGUCUACAUAUGCUUUGGUGAUUCUGCUGCUCUUCGACGAAGAGGGUCCCAACGCGAGCUCCGGCCUGUCGUAUGCAGCUAUCAAGCAGAACACGAACAUUCCCGAUGGAGAUCUGAAGCGCAACUUGCAAUCACUGGCGUGUGCAAAGUACAAGAUCUUGCUCAAGGAGCCCAAGGGCCGAGACGUGGGUGAUUCAGACACCUUUACCUUCAAUGAGGGCUUUAGCUGUCCCCUCGCCCGCAUCAAGAUUGCUACUGUUGCGGCGCGAGUGGAGAGCACCACGGAACGCAAGGAGACGAAUGAGAAGAUCGAAGAGGAGCGCAAGAAUCAAAUCGAGGCUUGCAUCGUGAGGGUAAUGAAGGACCGCAAGCGUCUGAACCACAAUGAAUUGGUCAACGAGGUGAUCAAGCAGCUGCUGGGCAGAUUUGGUCCCAAUCCGCUCGUGGUCAAGAAGAGGAUCGAGAGCCUCAUCGACCGCGAGUACCUGGAGCGCGAUGGGGAGCAGAGGAACGUGUACAACUACCUGGCUUGAGGAUGGGAGGAGCGGCGAGGCAAGGUGAGGUGGGGAGGCUCUCCAGGCCACCGGUUGAGCCACCUCUGCCCGUGGCAUGAUCAUCAUAAUCAUCAUCUAUUGAACAGCAGUCUAUGACUGAGCGACUGAGUAACCAAUAGCAUACAUCACAAUCUGAUGCAUCAUCGUGGGCGUAU
Messenger RNA from Microstroma glucosiphilum, 3170 nucleotides. Its product is annotated as Cullin-domain-containing protein. The coding region runs from base 364 to 2994 and encodes 876 amino acids. Gene Ontology annotation, biological process: ubiquitin-dependent protein catabolic process; protein ubiquitination. Gene Ontology annotation, molecular function: ubiquitin protein ligase binding. Gene Ontology annotation, cellular component: Cul3-RING ubiquitin ligase complex. Lineage: Eukaryota; Fungi; Basidiomycota; Exobasidiomycetes; Microstromatales; Microstromataceae. The transcript is spliced from 4 exons. The record is from RefSeq and is a predicted model, not a curated record.